AUGGUGGUCUUUGUUGACUUGGAAGACGACGUCCCUGACGAUCCCCACGCCGAUCCCAAUGAACCCCGCGGGUUCUCAUCUCUCCGCAAGCACCAUCUCGGAGACAGGUCGACGGCGGAGGUGACGGCCAACGGCCACGAUGAACACGUCGAGGAAAGGCCCAAUCCCAACAUCAACAGCUUCUCGGCAGCCUUGGGCGCCUAUCCCAUCGUCACCCAACUAGCCCACAACGUGGACCUGAACACUCUCGACGCCCUGUCACGUACAUGCCGCCAGAUCCGCGCUAACCUGUUGCAAUACCGCACUCGCCUCGUGCAGCAGACGCUCCGCUGCGAAAACGAGUUCCGCGAUGCCAGGUCCUCCGAAAGCGAGAAGCCGGGGCAGAAAUGGCAUAUACUAGGCGAGGCGGGACAUCUGGUCUCUGGCAAAGUGUCAGCUUGUGCGAGGGAUCUGGUCAGCGAUUGUCGGCGGUGCGGGAGGAUCGUUUGUCGCGUACGUCCCAUCCACUUCCGCCUACCAUUCACUCCACCAGGUUACCAUUGCGUGCCGCCCUCCUAUGCUAAACGACCAACCCCGCACAGAACUGCACAUCCAAACCCCCACCCCCCUCGUCCCUCCCCUCCCGCCACCGCCGUCUCUGCCCCUCCUGCCUCUCCGCCCCCCUCUCCCUCCUCACCUCCUCCCCUUGCGCCUGCACGACCAGCAUCCACCUCUGCGCCCCCUGCGGCGCCAGCCUCGCAACCGCGGACACGACGUACCGCCGCGUGUGGACGUGGCGCACGCGGUUCGCGACCAGUUACGGGGGCUUGGGGACCGGGAUCGGGGAGGGGAACGAGGGCGUCAAGUGCGCGCGGGGGAGGGGGUGUCAGGGGGCGGUGGAUGUGGAGGUGGAGUUUGAGUGCGGCAGCGGUGGGAGCAGGAACGGGAGUGAUGGUGGUUUGA
Molecule: messenger RNA, 942 nt
Organism: Letharia columbiana
Lineage: Eukaryota; Fungi; Ascomycota; Lecanoromycetes; Lecanorales; Parmeliaceae
Exons: 2
Coding region: 1-942 (313 amino acids)
Source: RefSeq, a predicted model, not a curated record